CUUUUAGUCGCAUCAAAAUAAAAAAUGAUGCGACUUUACAAAGUGUAUCAUCGGCUCUCCCCUUUCUCUUCAUCUUGUUGCUGUCUCCUCCAUCCUUUUUCUCUCGGCAACGCUCGAUUCCCUUCUUCUACCCUUCGCUCAUUUCGCCACCUCAGAACUCAUUCUACAAACCUCUUCAAACCGGCCAUGUCCGCUUCCCGCUUCAACCGUCUCGUCCCUGUUAACUCCGCUCUUGCUGAAGACGGCUCCGCUGCCGGCAAUGGCUCCGCAAAUGCUUCUCUUACUUUCGCUGAAGAUGACGAUGAGAGUGUAAUCGGAGUUAAAUACCGUGUCCCGCCGCCGGAGAUUCGAGAUAUAGUUGAUGCUCCGCCGCUUCCCGCGCUGUCGUUUUCGCCAUUAAGGGAUAAAAUUCUGUUUAUGAAGCGGAGAUCUUUGCCUCCAUUGGCGGAACUAGCGAGACCUGAGGAAAAGCUUGCUGGUCUUCGAAUUGAUGGGAAAUGUAACACCAGGAGCCGGAUGUCUUUUUACACUGGCAUAGGGAUUCAUUCACUAAUGCCUGAUGGUUCUUUGGGACCCGAAACAGAGGUUAGAGGAUUGCCUGAUGGUGCUAAGAUUAAUUUUGUUACUUGGUCUAAUGAUGGUAAACAUUUGGCCUUUAGUGUUCGUUUUGAGGAAGAGGAGAGUAGUUCAAGUAAACUUAGAGUGUGGGUUGCCGAUGUCGAGACUGGAAUGGCUAGGCCGCUGUUUCAGUCUCCAGAUAUUUAUCUGAAUGCAGUGUUUGAUAAUUAUGUUUGGGUGGAUAACUCUACCCUCUUAGUUUGUACUAUUCCUUUGUCUCGUGGAGAUCCACCAAAGAAGCCUUUGGUUCCUUCGGGUCCGAAGAUUCAAUCCAACGAGCAAAAAACUAUCGUUCAAGUUAGAACUUUCCAGGAUUUGCUGAAGGAUGAGUACGAUGAGGAUUUAUUUGAUUACUAUGCCACUUCUCAACUCGUUUUGGCUUCCUUGGAUGGCAAGGUGAAGGAGGUUGGUUCACCGGCUAUUUAUACAUCUCUGGAUCCUUCCCCCGAUGAGAAGUACAUUUUGAUUAGUUCAAUUCAUAGGCCAUAUUCUUUUAUUGUACCAUGUGGAAGAUUUCCCAAGAAAGUGGAUUUGUGGACAGCUGAUGGGAACUUUGUUAGAGAACUUUGCGACUUGCCCCUUGCGGAGGAUAUCCCUAUUGCAUCCAAUAGCGUACGAAAUGGGAUGAGGUCACUCAAUUGGAGAGCAGAUAAGCCUUCAACUCUAUACUGGGCAGAGACACAAGAUGGAGGUGAUGCAAAAGUGGAAGUUUCUCCACGUGAUAUAGUUUAUACACAGCCUGCCGAGCCACAAGAAGGUGAAGAGCCAGAAAUCUUACACAAACUUGAUCUUCGCUAUGGAGGUAUUUCCUGGUGUGAUGAUUCAUUGGCUCUCGUGUACGAGUCAUGGUACAAGACUCGUCGAACAAGAACCUGGGUUAUAUCUCCCGGAUCAAAAGAUGUGAGUCCACGCAUACUCUUUGAUAGGUCAUCUGAGGAUGUGUACUCUGAUCCUGGUUCUCCAAUGCUGAGGAGAACCUCUACUGGGAAUUAUGUGAUAGCUAAACUAAGGAAAGAAAAUGACGACGCAACUUAUCUUUUGCUGAAUGGAAAUGGUGCUACACCAGAGGGGGACAUCCCCUUCCUUGAUUUGUUUGAUAUAAAUACUGGCAGCAAAGAACGAAUAUGGGAGAGUGACAAAGAAAAGUAUUAUGAGAGUGUUGUUGCUUUGCUGUCGGAUCAAAAAGAAGGGGAUAUACACAUCAAUGACCUGAAGAUUCUUACUUCUAAAGAAUCAAAAACUGAGAAUACUCAAUAUUACAUCCAAAGUUGGCCAGAUAAGAAAUUAUGUCAGAUCACAGACUUCCCUCAUCCGUAUCCACAGUUGGCGUCGUUGCAGAAAGAUAUGAUUAGAUAUGAGAGGAAGGAUGGGGUUCAACUUACUGCAACACUGUACUUGCCGCCAGGCUAUGAUCCAUCAAAAGACGGCCCUCUUCCAUGUUUGGUUUGGUCUUACCCAGGGGAAUUUAAAAGCAAAGAUGCAGCUGGGCAAGUUCGUGGUUCUCCUAAUGAGUUUGCAGGCAUAGGUCCAACAUCAGCUCUCCUUUGGCUUGCUAGAAGAUUUGCUAUCUUAUCCGGGCCAACGAUCCCAAUAAUUGGUGAAGGGGAUGAAGAAGCCAAUGAUAGGUAUGUAGAGCAACUGGUUGCAAGUGCAGAGGCAGCUGUUGAGGAAGUUAUCCGACGUGGAGUAGCGCAUCCUAACAAAAUCGCUGUAGGAGGGCAUUCCUAUGGAGCAUUCAUGACUGCAAACCUUCUCGCACAUGCUCCUCACCUUUUCUGUUGUGGCAUUGCUCGGUCUGGAGCUUACAAUAGAACCCUUACACCUUUCGGUUUUCAGAAUGAGGAUAGAACACUUUGGGAGGCAACUAAUACUUAUGUAGAGAUGAGUCCAUUCAUGUCUGCAAACAGAAUCAAGAAGCCUAUCUUGCUUAUCCAUGGAGAAGAAGACAACAACGCGGGAACAUUAACCAUGCAGUCGGAUCGUUUCUUCAAUGCCCUGAAGGGUCAUGGAGCUCUCUGUCGCCUUGUUAUUUUACCCUUUGAGAGCCAUGGCUAUUCUGCUCGAGAAAGCAUCAUGCAUGUCCUGUGGGAAACUGAUAGAUGGCUUCAAAAGCAUUGUGUGUCAAACACUUCUGAAGUGAGUGCAGAUAUUGGUAAGAGCAAAGACGGAGAGGGCAAAGAAGUUACAGAUAUUGAAAACAAAGCAGUUGCCGCUAGUGGAGGUGGUGGUGCGGAGCUGUCUGAUGAUAUUGAAAGUGGACAGUUCCAUUCCAAGCCAAGGUCAUUAAUGUGAUUACAUUACUGAGCUUCAACCCCGGGGGGAGUCAUGAUGAGCGGCACCUAAACAGCAAAUGCUGCGACUUUCAUAAUCCCAGAUAAUCGCUGCAGACAUCAUAUAAUAUCAAAACCCCAGAAUGCCAUUUGGUUUGAAUUCUUAAAGCACCGGCACCACGGUAUGUGAUCUAAAAUCAACGUAAACGGCCCUCGUUUUCCUGUCAUUGCCGGCUAUCUAGUUGUAAGUUUAUGAGAAAAGGUUUAGUCAUGUAUUAGUUUAUAGUUGAGAAAACUCGAAAUUCAGAAACUGGGUAUUGUUGGGGGGUCUGAAGCAAAUUGUGACAAAAUACGAUGAUAUUUUUAUUACUCUAUUUUAAACUCUGGAUUUGAUUGUUUAAGUUGCAAAAGAUUUGAAUGCUAGGGCAAUACGUUCAAUA
Gossypium raimondii (Peruvian cotton) is the source of this 3328-nucleotide messenger RNA. RefSeq names its product probable glutamyl endopeptidase, chloroplastic. Gene Ontology annotation, biological process: proteolysis. Bases 25 to 2910 code for a protein of 961 amino acids. NCBI's taxonomy places the organism in Eukaryota, Viridiplantae, Streptophyta, Magnoliopsida, Malvales, Malvaceae. Gene Ontology annotation, molecular function: serine-type endopeptidase activity. The transcript is spliced from 11 exons. The record is from RefSeq and is a predicted model, not a curated record.